AUGUGGGGAGUCGAAUUUCAAUCACAAGAGCCGUUCGUGUACUGCAUGCUUGGUGUUCAGUAUCAAGGAAAUGAACCGAACAAGACUCAGGCGACUCUGAUCAAUGCUCUAGACAGCAUUAUGGGCUCUCGUUCCGACCACGUCGAGAAGCUUGUACAGAACGGAAACGGUCAUCUCACAGGAUGGAAGACAAGAACCUGGCUGACGUACUGGGAAACGAAAGACAAGUUUGAAGAAUGGUGGAAUGAUGCCAGGACCGUCCAAUUCUGGGGCUCGCUGGCUCCAGAUGCUGGUGUCUGGCGUGAGGUACUUCGAGUGUCACCAUGCCGCACGCAGUUCGGCACCAACAAGGAGACAGUAACGGGACUUGCACACGUUGCCCCGCUUGUUCCCAACGUCGAGAACUCGGGAUAUUGGGGCUGCUAUAGAGAUCGCAUCCAAGACGCCACGGAGGAAAACCGUCUGGAGUCUCCCCUCUCAGCCUGUCCUGAUCGCAAUCCACCUCAGCAAGCAGGAAAGGUGCGACUCGGCCGAUCGAAGAUGACAACAUUCCCAGACAAUCUAUGCUUCGUUGUCGAAGGUCAGGAUCACAGCCUUAUCACAGACCAGGAGAGGCAGCUGUGGUUUGCCAAGUUCGACAAGCCCGUGACGCGGUGGAUGCAAGAUCUCGUGCAGGCGGGCCCCAAGGCCGGUAUCUUGGACGCGCGAGUUUGCUACGAGUCGGAAUCGGGUUUGUUCCGCCACGAGGACUCAAUUCCUGCGCUGAACUACAAUCGCAAGAUUCAACUAUUUUAUUUCCUCGAUAUGUCCCAUAUGGAGGCCAUCGGCAAGGCCAACAAGGGACACACCGCCUUGCGUGGGGAGUUCUUGAAAGCAUACUGCCCGGCGGGACCGAUGGGUGGUGGUCGAGGACAGGUGUUGCUGUGGGUUGAGACGAGUGUUAUGAAAACAAAUGAAAUGGAGUGCGAGUAUGUUGGAUGUGCGGAAGGGACUGGGUUCAUGGCGUACGACCAGCAUGCUCUUUUCAGGGGCACAUAUGAGUAG
Messenger RNA from Pseudomassariella vexata, 1044 nucleotides. Its product is annotated as heme-containing dehydratase protein. The coding region runs from base 1 to 1044 and encodes 347 amino acids. The transcript has a single exon. NCBI's taxonomy places the organism in Eukaryota, Fungi, Ascomycota, Sordariomycetes, Amphisphaeriales, Pseudomassariaceae. The record is from RefSeq and is a predicted model, not a curated record.